Molecule: messenger RNA, 6352 nt
Organism: Orcinus orca (killer whale)
Lineage: Eukaryota; Metazoa; Chordata; Mammalia; Artiodactyla; Delphinidae
Gene: CIPC
Product: CLOCK interacting pacemaker
Exons: 4
Coding region: 2494-3693 (399 amino acids)
Biological process (GO): negative regulation of circadian rhythm; negative regulation of DNA-templated transcription
Cellular component (GO): nucleus
Source: RefSeq, a predicted model, not a curated record
ACCUCACACAUUAAUUGUUGGGCGCUGAGGUUGCAAAGAUGAAAAGACAACCCUUGAGGUUGAAGAGACGAACAGAUAAUUAGACUCUAAGAAGUGCAUAAAUAGAAGAAACAAGUGCUGUGGAGCACUUGUUAGAAUUUUAUCUUAUACCUAUUUACGUAAACCUCUAGAUUCAUUGAUUCACUUUCCACUGUGAGUUUUAGUGUAUAUUCUCUGUGGGAACCUUUUGGACAGUGUGUUACAUGUGCACUCGUCAGAGGCCCAUUUAGGGUCAAUCCAAGCUUAACUUGGAGUCCUCCUAAUGCAGAGUUAGGCUUCUGAGGAUCUGAGAUGUUUGUAGGACAGUCGUAGUGGUUUCCAGUUUGUGCCAGGAAGCAGAGAUGGCACAGUGGGCAUGAGCUUGGUUACCCAUUUUCAACCCCUGGUCAGCUUAUGAGCAUCUAACUUUAUUGUAAAAUAAUACUGAAGAGGCAAAAAAAAAUCUUCUUGAGGUUUUCAAACUUCGCCAUUGGUGUGGCCCUGGGUUUGAGAGCACCAGUAGUAAAUGCCAUCACUCUGCCUCUCUCUUAUCGAGGGCCUCGUCUGGUGCUGUGUAGGAAUGGGUCUGUUGUUCACGUCCUCAGCGUCACUCCCAGGAGGGAAGUGCCUCUCUCAGGGAGAAUAGGUCAAGAUGGCAUGUAGCCCUUCAUUCGCUUUCCCACUUGAACUUCCCUGGGACACUAAGACUAUCUGCUGUUUGAAGAGAACUUUACUUAGGACAGAGGCUUCCACGUCCAAAGUAGUCAGUUUACUAUUCUAAAGUAGAUUAUGCAUUCUUUAUUUCCAAUUGCCACCAGUUCCCCAGGAUCUAAAAUUUUAGCAUCUGUUCUCCUUUUAACGUCACCGUUUCAGCAUUUUGAUUCCACAACCAAUAUUGUCCUACUCUCAGAUGAGCCAGAUAAAUUCCUGUGUAUUUUCUGUAGCUCCGUUGACUACACUUUAAUAACAGUAGCAAGACCUUGUUCGUUGUCUUGUCACAAGGAUUGUAGAAGUUGAAGUGCUUUAUCUAAAAUGCCUGUGAAAUAAUCCAUUUCAUAAGAUAUUGUGAAACUUUGUCAGGGUCUUAAUUAGUUGCAGCUAACAUGAGCUAUCUUCCUCAUCUAAGUCAAUAGUAGGUUCAGACUUAAUUCAAGUCUAAUUGCCCAUCCAUCACUGAUGUCUGCUUCCAUUUUUGAAAAAGCCCUCCAUUCACUUUCAGACAGUAUUAUUUCAGGAAAAUGAAACUAUGUACGUUUGUUGGGUUUCAUACAAAAGGAUCCUGAUUUAAUUAGAGAUAGUCUUACAUUUUAUUCUGCUUUUUAAACUGGAUUUUCCAUGCUGUCAAACUUCAUAGCCGUCCAGUAGAGACAUGUGCUUUUGCAUAGUGUCAUGCAAGAUGUGACAGUGCCAUUGUUUAUCUUUCAUGCACGUAGUACUAAACGUGGUCUGUCAAAGAGUGCUUGGUUGACAUGGAUUGAAUGGGGAAGCCAGUCCCCUUAAAUGAGUUAGAUAUGGUACAAAAUAAUUUUUACUUGGAAUUGAGUUUAAAAUUCUGAUCAGUGUGCGUUCCCUUUAGUCCGCCUCUACCGUAUGCAAAAGUAUGAGCAAGAGGGUUUCUCAGGGCUGCCUGUAAACCUCCUUGUCUUCUAUUUAAUUUUAUGUUGAAUCCCUCCUCUGCUUCUGGAGUAGUUAAUGUUCUUCGCUAGAUCCUGUAUUAGCAGAAAUGUUCACACUCGGCAUUUUCAGGGUAUUUCAGAUACAGUGCUGUUUGGCAGGGGGCCACGUUUCCCUCUACUCAGAAGGACAAAUGGAUGGAGUCGAGAAUGGAUUGUGAAUAAAAACACCACUGGGUGUUGCUUAAACCUACUAUCUUAGUCCAUUUGGGCUGUCAUAACAAAAUACCGCAGACUGGGUAGCUUAUAAACCACAGAAAUUUAUUUCUCACAGUUCUAGAGGUUGAAAGUCCGAGCUCAGGGUGCCAGCAUGGUCCAGGGAAAGCCCUCUUUCAGGUCACAGACUUCUCACUGACUGUGGUGGAAGGCGCUAGGGACCUCUCUGGAGCCUCUUGUAAAGCUCUAAUCCCAUGAGGUGAAGCCCUCACGGCUUAAGUCCCACCUCCUCAUUCCAUCAUCUUUGGGAGGCAGGAUUUCAUAUAUGAAUUUUGGGGGGACACAAACAUUCAGACUAUAGCACUUUGCAGUUCCAUUAUUAUUAUUGUUUUCCCUGUUGGUCCCCUGUUCUCUUUAUCCCUGCAGUAUCCUUACAGCUGGCAUCCCUUGGCGAUUCAGAGGGCCUUGUUAAAAUAUCUUGAAGGGCUCAUUGCUCUCAUACUUUGCACUGCUAGCCUAGUUCUGGAUCUGCUUUGGACUAGCUGUGUAUCACUGGAUCAAAUCUAGGCUUCUUUCCAGGAAGUGGGCGACCAGGGCAGUCCAGAUGAAAAGAGUACUGACGAAUGCACUUCCAGCCCAGUAAAACAUGGAGAGGAAGAACCCAUCCAGAGAGGGCUCUAGAAGGCUCUCAGCCAAACUGAGCAAAGGCCCAGAGAUGAAAAAAGUGUCUCGUCAACUCGGCGUGGCAGCUGCUGAGUCAGAUAAGGACUCUGGAUUUUCAGAUGGGAGCUCUGAAUGCCUGAGCUCGGCAGAGCAGAUGGAGUCUGAGGACAUGCUGAGCGCCUUAGGCUGGAGCCGAGAAGACAGGCCAAGGCCGAGCGCCAAGCCUGCGAGCGGUGCCUUCCCGACACUGGCCCCCAUGGUUGUCAUGAAGAAUGUGCUGGUCAAACAGGGCAGCAGCUCAUCCCAGCUCCAGUCGUGGUCUGUGCAGCCCUCCUUUGAAGUGAUCUCAGCACAGCCCCAGCUCUUAUUCCUUCAUCCACCUGUACCGUCUCCUGUCAGCCCAUGUCACGCUGGUGAGAAAAAGUCGGACUCCAGGAACUACUUGCCCAUUCUCAAUUCUUACACCAAAAUAGCCCCACACCCAGGCAAAAGGGGCCUCUCCCUCAGCCCAGAAGAAAGAGGAGAAGGUGGAAUGCAGAAGAAGAUCUGUACUGAGAGACUGGGGCCAAGCCUGUCUUCUAGUGAGCCGACCAAGACUGGUGCUGGCCCACCCGGGCCCCCGACGCCAGCGCCCCCCAGCACCAAGCUUGCCGAGGACUCAGCUCUUCAGGGUGUGCCCUGCCUGGUGGCAGGUGGAAGUCCACAGACGCUUCAGCCAGUGUCCAGCAGCCAUGUGGCUAAAGCGCCCAGCCUGACCUUUGCUUCCCCCGCCAGCCCUGUCUGUGCGUCAGACAGUACCCUGCACGGGAUGGAGAGCAACUCCCCGCUGUCCCCACUGUCAGCUAGUUACAGCUCCCCUCUGUGGGCUGCAGAGCACCUCUGCCGCAGCCCAGAUAGCUUUUCAGAGCAGCGGCAGAGCAAGCACAGGCGCUUUCAGAAUACCCUAGUAGUCCUACACAAAUCUGGUUUGCUGGAGAUCACUUUGAAAACCAAGGAGUUGAUUCGUCAGAACCAGGCAACUCAGGUGGAACUAGACCAGCUAAAGGAGCAGACCCGGCUAUUUAUCGAGGCCGCCAAGAGCAGGGCUCCUCAGGCUUGGGCCAAGCUGCAGGCGUCUUUAACAUCAGGGUCAGGUCAUCCUGGCAGUGACCUAGAAGCGUUCUCCGAUCAGCCAGACAUAUAACAUAGAAGGCAUAUUUUCCUGUUACUUGAGUGGUUCUUUUUAACUCUUUUACCGUCGUCUACUCCUGUUUCCCAAAGCUUAUGUAAGAGCUUUCCUUUUAAACUUAAACUGUUCAGCGGUUCACUUACGAAGCCACAUGCCAAUACCUGGCUGCUGUCUUAACCUGUGGUCUGUGCACAGUUUCCCUUUGUCUCCGUUCCACUGAGGACCUCAGAUUGUCCUCGAGUCCCUCUUCCUUAGCCUGCAGGCACUUCGAUGGAUCACGGUGCAAAGCGGGAAAGAUGCUUGUGUGGGGCCCCUCUAGCUGUCACGUCCCACCAUCCCACUCACUAACCAUGAUCAGGGAUGCAGUGACGCAGACAAGCGUACAGAGUGACACCUGUCAAGCCAGGGAGUAGGUGACAUAAGGAGACCUUCGUGGAUCUUCCCUUGAAGGUCUUAGUCACAGAGGAAAAUAUAAGAGGAGGGUGUUUCCAUUUUACGAGGCCUUGUGCCAUUCGGGAGAAACCUAAAAUGCUCUGGGCACACAUUGGUCCUCGGAUGCAAGCACUUAAUCACUUAAAGCUUUGUUUCUUUAAACUCGAAAGUCAAGGGGAAGGGGUGGUACCGUUAACUCGUACACUUUCAUCAUAAGCCAGAUUUCUGUUAAACUGGUAGGUGAAAUAUUUCAGAUUUGUAAAGUAUGGAAUGGAUUUAGGACCAUCUGGAGCUACAGUUGAUGAACUGCUUUUUUGACUCAGAGUCUGAAGAAAGAAAUGGCUAACAUCUCUUGGUUGAGAGCUGGAAGAUUCUGAUAAUUUAUGCUUUUUUCUUUCUCUCUCUUCUUUUGAAACAAUGCAAAAGAAGAUUUUCUUAUAUGUGAAAAUCCUAAAAGAGAGCUUCAUGGUUCCCGAUUGUGUAAUACAAGUCAGCCCUCUGCUACCAUCUUUUUUCCCCCCUUUGUUUUUACAAAAGAGGAAAGAAAUGAUUAUUAAGCUUGAUAAACUUUGAAUUAAAAUCAUCAUAAGGUUAUGACAUUAAGUCCACAAAAAAUUGGAAAACGUUAUCCAUUUUCUUUCCACAUCCAGAGUUUUCCUUUGUCUUACGUCACGGUGACGUGGAGCAGUCUUCUGUGUUUCUUUCGUGCAAUGGAUUUGGCUGCAAAGCCAAAGGUGUAGUGGGUUAUGUGAAGUCCAUCUAGAAGUGGAGAGUGUUAUGAGAACUUGCAGAUGAUACACACCCUUUCAGCCUCAUUGUAAACUAGAUUUCUAAGUCGUAAAGUUGCCAGCUUUUUACCCUCCCAUUUAAAAAUUUCAUCCUCUUGAAAAUCUUUGUACCAAUUACUUUAGUAAGAAAUUCUGUAUGACCAACUUCAUCUUUUCUGCAAGGAAAAUGUUCUUGAAGUUCUACCAAGGCCAGAAGCUAAGGCUCAUGCUUGCUGGGUAGUUGUAACUCUGAACAUAGUUUUAAAAUUACAAGGCUUCAGAUUGCCUGCAUUUUGUUCUCAAACAUGCACAAUUUAGAUACGACCAAUUUAGAAGUAAACAACUCCGUAAAAUCUUCAGACUCUCCUGGUAAAUGCAGAAUUAUUACCUGCCAUUCGCUUUCUGAAAGAUUUCAAAAAUCAGAGCAAAUGUGUCUUUAAGCAGACUCUGCUCCUUUUACUGUUUUUCUCUUGGCCCACACCCUUUGCCUCCCCUGAAUCUGUGUGGUGCUGCAGGAACUCUGCUCUGCACGCCGUGCUAGGAAGCUUCCUUUCUGGCAGAGUAUGUUUGGCAGCAAAGCUCUAGAAACAGGUGCCUUCAGAGCAGCCUGGGCACCAGUCAUGAGUCUUACUGAGUCAAAAAUCCGAACACACUUGCUGAGAACCAAAUUUAUUCCUUCAGAAAAAGCCCUCUGUGGAGCUUUAUGCGUCUUGGACUCUUCUUCCUAGAUUAAGGUUUGCAUUCCCUCCUGUCAGGUACAAGACGAUGAAAGCCGUCAUUGAUCCUCACUGCUGAGUGACAGGGAAAAGCAGCACCACCCCGCGGCUCUUCUCUGAUGUUGUAACUCAGUGUGGAAGUCUCUCUGGGCUCUUAGCAUGGGUGUUCUUUACCUAGUGGAGCAGUAAGCAGAUGAAGCCACUUAGAGAAGCUGGUCGUGGAAGGAGAGAUCCACUGAGGCUAGCAGACAUGUGGAGCCAGAAACCAGAUCGGCAAAUGGAGGAACCUCGGAGUUGACUGGAAGGAUCUCCGUGGGUUUCACGAGGCUGUAAGUAGUAGUGGUUUUAGUGAUGCGUGAUUUGAUCUGGUAUGAAGUUCUGUGGCAAAGCUGCUGUUUUCUAAAAGCCAUUCUUAGCUCAAACCAACCCUUAAGAGAAGUUUCGGCAGAUUGUUUUGGCAGUAUUGAAAGACAUCUAGAAAAAGCUGCUGAUUGAAUUGGUUAUGGGAAUGGAGUUUGGUGACAUUUGUAAUUUAAUACACUCAUUGCUUUUUAUCGAUUGUGGUAUUGUCUGACUUUACUAUGAUUCCUUCAGCAGAAAAGUAACUCUUGUGCAUAUAUUGAAGUGUUUUUCCAGCUAUGAAUUCUUUAGGGUAGAGAUUUAUUUACCAAAUGUGAAUUCCUUUGAGGAAGUAUGAAGUUUUGUAGAAAUUGACUGUGAAAUGUCAGAGAAAAAUAAAAGUCACUUACUUGAAAACUA